Messenger RNA from Lates calcarifer (barramundi perch), 5355 nucleotides. RefSeq names its product protein PHTF2-like. The record is from RefSeq and is a predicted model, not a curated record. Gene Ontology annotation, cellular component: endoplasmic reticulum. NCBI's taxonomy places the organism in Eukaryota, Metazoa, Chordata, Actinopteri, Centropomidae.
UUCAUUUCUGUUCACGUUGUUCGUCGGUGUGAUAAAGUGAGCCCGAUAUUAUUUCCUCCUUCCUGUAGUGACCGUUGGCGACGUUAAUUGGCUUAAAAUGUGACGGCGCAUCGACUCGAAGGUUUACGGUAACGAGACGAAGUUGUAUUUUUUCACAGUGAGAGACAGAAGGGGUAAAGCUAAUGCCUCAAACAUCAGCGAGCAGACACACAGCAUCUCUUCUACACAAUGGACAAGGCUGGCAAGCUCAGUGCAGUGUAAAUCACGUUUAGACAGCACGGUUUGGCUCUCUGUGGGGGGGGGACUCCGAGUAGCCGUCGCAGCCGGAGAGCUCCUGCCCUCAUUUGUCUGUGACACAUAAAAUCACUCAGCUCCACGGCCCAACCAGAGUCUAAGAUGCCCUAGGCGAGGAGAAGGGAAAUGUAAAUGGCUUCCAAAGUAAAAGAUGCUGUGGUGUGGUACCAGAAAAAGAUUGGCGCCUAUGACCAACAGAUUUGGGAGAAAUCGGUGGAGCAGAGAGAGAUAAAGGGCUUGAGGAACAAGCCAAAGAAGACGGGACAUGUCAAACCAGAUCUCAUAGAUGUGGACUUGGUUAGAGGUUCGGCGUUUGCCAAGGCCAAACCGGAGAGUCCGUGGACGUCACUGACCAGGAAAGGCAUCGUCAGGGUCGUCUUCUUCCCGUUCUUUUAUCGGUGGUGGAUCCAGGUCACCUCCAGAGCCAUUUUCCUCUUACUGCUGGCUCUUUAUUUGCUGCAAGUGGCAGCAGCAGUCCUGUAUGUGACCAUCCCUCAGCCUCAUGGGAUACCAGCCACCGAGGUGUUUGGAGCCAUCUGGCUCAUGUUGCUGCUGGGCACCGUCCACUGUCAGAUCGUCUCCACCAGGACGCCGAAGCCUGCCUCCAGCAGCGGGGGGAAGAGACGCAGGAAGUUGAGGAAGGCAUCUCAGAUGGAGGUGCAUAGGGAAGGCGACGGGUCUAGCACUACCGAUAACACACAGGAGGGGGCGCCACACUCCCACUCAGCCAGCACCACAUACAGCCUGGGCGCUCUCUUCCAAGAUUUCUGGCAUGAUAUCUGUAAAGCUGGAUCUAAGAAGUCCAAGCUGUCCAUCGACAAAUCUACAGAGACAGACAACGGCUACGUGUCGCUCGACGGCCGGGUGACCAAUCGCAGCAGCGAGGAGGGGCUUCAGCUCCACGAGCAGCGAUGCGAUUCGCUGAACAGGGCAGACGAGGUGUGCUGGAACUCGCACGUCCAGCCCACGCACGCUCACGCAGCCCGCAGCACCGGGCUGAUGCUGGCCACUGGCAAUAAGGAACCAGCGUCAGAUGAGGCAUCCAGCGAGGAGGACCCCGAAGCCUCAUACAGCGCCCUCCGCAGGGGAGUCGAAAGAAUUAACAGUGACUGUACGCUCCGAAACCGCAAGAGUACGCACCACUACAAGAAACACUACGCUGUGGAGACUGUCCCCAAGUCCGGCACCAGCUGCAGCUCCAGAUGUUCCAGUCUGAGGACUCAGGACUCGGAGAGCACUCGACACGAGUCAGAGACCGAGGACCUGAUGUGGGAGGACUUCCUGCACUGUGCCGAGUGUAGAUCCUCAUGCACCUCAGAAACAGAGGGAGAAGGAGGAGGGACUCCUGUGUGCCCUCCUGCUAAAAAGGAAUAUAGAGACGACCCGUUCCAUCAGGGUCACGUUCCCUGGCUGCACAGCUCCAACCCCGGCCUGGAGAGGGUGAGCGCUAUCGUGUGGGAGGGGAACGAGUGUAAGAAGGCCGACAUGUCCGUCCUGGAGAUCAGCGGCAUGAUCAUGAACAGAGUGAAUCUCUACACUCCUGGUAUUGGUUACCAGGUCUUUGGGAACCUGGUUUCGGUGACGCUCGGACUCACGCCCUUUGUGUACAGACUGGCUCAGUACCGAGACCUGGAUCAGCUGACCACGCUCUCGGCCAACGAGCUGCUGUCCGUGGCGCUCGGGGGCGGUUCUGGGUCAGAUGCAGUGGUCAUCACCAUGGUAACGCUGAGCUUCCUGGUGCGCGUUUGCCUCAUAUGGCUCUUCUUCUUCCUGCUCAGCGUGGCAGAGAGGACGUACAAACAGAGGCUGCUGUUCGCCAAGCUGUUCGGUCACCUGACUUCAGCACGCAGAGCCAGGAAGUCUGAAGUCCCCCAUUUCAGACUGAAGAAAGUUCAGAACAUCAAGAUGUGGCUGUCGCUACGCUCCUACCUCAAGAGACGGGGUCCUCAGCGCUCAGUGGAUGUGAUCGUGUCGUCAGCCUUCCUGCUCACUUUGUCCGUCGUCUUCAUCUGCUGUGCCCAGUUGCUCCACGUCCAUGAAACAUUCCUGGAGUGUCACUAUAACUGGGAGCUGGUGAUCUGGUGCUCCAGUCUGUCUCUGUUCCUGCUCAGGUUCGUCACUCUGGGCUCUGAGACCAGCAAGAAGUACAGCAACACCUCCAUACUGCUCACUGAACAGAUCAACCUGUAUCUGAAGAUGGAGAAGAAGCCAAACAAGAAGGAGGAGCUGACGCUGGUCAACAACGUGUUAAAACUGGCUACCAAACUACUCAAGGAGCUGGAUACUCCGUUCAGGUUGUAUGGUUUGACCAUGAACCCUCUGCUCUACAACAUCACCCAGGUGGUCAUCCUGUCCGCUGUGUCCGGAGUCAUAUCUGACCUGUUAGGGUUUAACCUGAAGCUGUGGAAGAUCAAGUCGUGACAGUGAACAGAGAAACCGUGUCAACUUGUCAAUCUCACUGACUGAAAGACUGCGCGUCAGUCUUGACAUAUCGAGUGCUCUGACCUUCAACGUUCUCACUUUGUGCAAUUUAAAAAACUAUUUAUUUACCCACUCAGUGUUUUUACUUAGGGUUUAUUUGAAUUCUAGUUUGUUUCAUUUUUGUGUUUUAUGACACAAAACAAUGCUAUAUUUUACAUGUCUACAAAGUGUUAUUAUAAGCAUAAAUCAUUAUUAUUAUUUUUGUUAAUAUUAACGUGAUGGUUUAGGUUCUAAGCUGCAUUUGCAACAGUUUUCAUUUCAGCUCAUCUGAGGGUGAAGUAUUGAGCUGCCGACGAGGCAAAAAUCCUUUUAUUGUCAUUUUUGUGUUUUUAUUUACGUAAACUGAAAGUUAUUUAUGUUGAGUGAGUUUCAAAACAAACGUUCAAACUCUGUUACAAACUUAAAACCUGUUUUUAAAAAUACGUAAGUUUAGUCCAAUGGUUUUCUUCUAACAGAGAAAUUUGUCGAGAUGAGUUUCUAAAGUUUUAAUUUACGUAAAAAUAUCUUUGAUGAUAACUGGUGCAGUAAAUGCUUUAAACCACAGAGAAUAUUAGAAUUACAAUUACAAUUACAAAGACUCUUAAUUAUCCUGAACCUGCCUGGUUGGUGAGGAAAUGAGUCCACUAAAAGUUCAGAUGUUUGGUGUAACUUCUGGUAUUUGACAAAUAAGAAUGUAAAGAUUGUCUGUAUUAUUGAGUUCUCAGCAUCUCGGCUCCUCAAAAUUAAAUUACAGCUAUCCUCUAUUCUCUGUUCAAACCAGCCCCCAGAUGUUAACGCUUGAAACAUUUACAUAUCCGUUAAUGGGUGUUAACAGUAGUGUUCUGCAGGUAAAGGUUUUAAUUUUUUGACUUACCUGAGGAAGUUGUUCCUGGUUUUGUUCUCAUUUCAGUGGAGGUGAAAUGCAGGUCAAUAUCAGCUCUGAAUGGAAAUAAUAACAGAGAGAACAGGUUCCAUUCAUAGUCGCUACAGAUGCUGAACGAUUCCCAACUGCAGCUAUAAUGAAUAAAAAAGAUGCCUUUUUUAUUUAUUUAUUUUCUUAACUUAGUUUUAAUGGUUAGUAGUUUUAAUAGUAUUUCCAACAACACUUGUGAAAGUGGUAACUUCUCCUCACAGAGCUGAUGUAGUUCAGGAUAUUUUCAUAAUGUGUUUGUCACAACCUGAAGGUAAUUAAUGAAAUUUCAAACAGCUUCUUUGUGGAGCUUGAUGUUUUUUUUUUUUUUUUUUUUUUUUUUUUUUUGAGCCUCUGUUCAGAUUUCCCAGUAGGUCUAAUUCCUUGAUGUAAAGCCACAUCCUAACUGAAAUUAGCGGUUUUCAUCCUAGAUAAAUAUCAGCUGCUCUUGCCUCAGAUUUGACAUCAGAGUACAUUAGUUCUGAGUCACGUGUGGUUUUCUUGUUUCCUGUCUCUGAUUUGUUUGUGUCACUCAUUAUAGAGUGGUGCAGGAAUGAGUUCUAUUUUGAGGCUUAUUUUCUGCAAUAAUCAAAAAACAAUGGAAAGGUCCCAUUGGCUUUUUCUGGAGGGAACCAGGGUGAUGCUAACUUCCAGGUCGGCCUACAAAAAUAGGUUAUCCCACAAUUCUAUCAUCUGUACAAUUCUAUUACGAUGUCCUGUUCUUAGAUGAGACAUGACGCUGCUUAGUAACAAGAUAACUGGUAUUAAAAGGGGCCAUUGUUUAAAUAUUGAAAUUUUGCUCUUUAGAGCUUUUCACUUAGAAAAAUUAAAAGUUUUUCACAAUUUCAGCCAUUUUAGAAACUAAUUGGAUUUUACAUGAAACUUGACAUCAAACUCCCUGGGCUACUUGGACGACAGAUUCACAUGCACAGCCGUGUGACAGUUAUGGAAGUUUCUGCAGUUAAACAUGUCUGAACACGAACAGACAUAUGCACUUUAAAAACAGAUUUUAAAUGGAAGAAGUUACAUCUUGUUUCAAUGUCAAGAGAUUUUUUGUACCUCACCUGCUUGACACGGUGUAACUUUGUUUACUAUUCAAGCAAAUGCUAGCUCUGAACUUAAUAUUCACAUCACUCUCUGAAGUAGAUCCUACAUGGUACGUGAAGUUAUCACGCCCACAGACAAUAUCUUAAGUGUGAUUAAAUGCUGACACGAGUUGUUGCCUCAGUUAUUGGGUUAGCGGUUUGUUAACUCAAACUAACUUCAUUCAUAAAAAUGCUAGCAUAAUCAUCUUCAGUGUGUUUGAGGAGGAAGACCAAAGUGCUUAUUGUUUGUUUUUGUUUGUCUCUGCUGGAAAAAGAAUGUAUUUGCAGCAUUAUGCUUUAAAAUCUAUUUGUUUCCCUUUGGAAAUACUUUUAAGUUGUAUUUUUGUUUUCUUUGCGCUUUUUGUUCUUUCAUUAUUCAUUUGUAAAGGUCUGUUCCUCACGCUUGUUUGAAAGGAGAGACAUGUUCUACUGUGUUUUUAAGGAACAAAGAAGUUUGAAUUGUAUGAAAAUGAAUCUAGGUAAAAGGACUCUAUGUUGUGAUUCUGUUUUCAAAGAGUCUGAAUAUUUAGAUUUAGAUUUUUUUUGUGAACUGGUCUGUCCAUGAGGUCUACAUUUUAUAAGAAAAAUAAAAGAAAUGGAUGUUGA